Molecule: messenger RNA, 3238 nt
Organism: Toxotes jaculatrix (banded archerfish)
Lineage: Eukaryota; Metazoa; Chordata; Actinopteri; Toxotidae
Gene: serinc5
Product: serine incorporator 5
Exons: 12
Coding region: 132-1514 (460 amino acids)
Cellular component (GO): membrane
Source: RefSeq, a predicted model, not a curated record
GGCAGGGAGGAGGACAGUCGCGUUGUUUCCCGUGUGGUAGUGAUUUCAUGUGGAGGCAGAAGAAAGCGACCCAGAAAAGCAGCGAGCUCGUCUUUCCCUGAGACGGAUUUUAUUUAUUGUCUCCCCGCAAAAUGUGUACUCCGUGUUGUAUCUCGCAGCUGGCCUGCUGCUGCGGCUCAGCGGCCUGCUCGUGCUGCUGUAAUUGCUGCCCCAAGAUCAAACAGUCCACGGGGACCCGAAUCAUGUACGCCCUUUACUUCCUGUUGGUCACCAUCAUCUGUGUCAUCAUGAUGUCCCCCACUGUGGAAAAGGAGUUGAGAGACCAUAUCCCCUUCUACAGCGAAUUGUGUGAGAAGAUAAAUGCAGGAGAAAACUGCCAAACCCUGGUUGGCUACUCCGCCGUCUACAAGAUGUGCUUUGGCAUGGCCUGCUUCUUUGCAUUCUUCGCUCUCUUCACCAUACGAGUCAACAACAGCAAGGGCUGCAGGGCAGCCAUACAUAACGGGUUCUGGUUGCUGAAGUUUAUUUUAUUGGCGGCAUGCUGCGCUGGAGCUUUUUUCCUUCCACAAGAGGACACCUUUCUGGAAGUGUGGCGCUACGUAGGAGCCGCUGGUGGGUUCAUUUUCCUGCUCAUCCAGCUCAUGCUGUUGGUGGAGUUUGCUCACAGAUGGAACACAAACUGGAGUUCGGGAGUAAAAUAUAACAGGAUGUGGUAUGCUGCUCUGGCCUUCGUGACUCUGGUGCUGUUCAGUGUUGCAGUAGGAGCCGUGAUCUUCAUGGGUCUGUUCUACACCCACCCUGAGGCCUGUUUACUUAACAAAAUCUUCCUGGGCAUCAAUGGCAGCCUCUGCCUCAUCGUUUCCCUGCUGGCCAUCUCCCCAUGCAUACAGAAACUGCAGCCCACAUCAGGCCUGUUGCAGCCAGGAGUCAUCAGUGUGUACGUCAUGUACCUCACCUUCUCAGCCUUCUCCAGCAAACCAAAAGAAAUGGUGGAGAAAGAUGGUAUGAACACAACCGUGUGUGUGUUUCCCUUGAACGCUGGGUCGGAGAGCGACAAGAAGAUUGUCACCGCUGUGGGAACCGUUAUCCUGUUUGGCUGCAUCCUUUACUGCUGCUUGACUUCCACCACCAGGCGAAGCUCUGCAGCGCUCAGGGUGUGUAGGAACGAUGAACAACCAGAGACUGAGAGAGCUCGAUGCUGUUUUUGUUUUGGAGAUGACACAGAUGACUACGAUGAGGAGAAGACUGGUGCAGGCCAGAAUGUGGUGUAUGAUGAGAAAGAGGGAACGAUCUACGGCUACGCCUAUUUCCACUUUGUCUUCUUCCUGGGUUCCCUUUAUGUCAUGAUGACCAUCACCAACUGGUUUCAUUACAGUGACCAUAAGAUUGAGAAGCUGUUGGAGGGGAGCUGGUCAGUGUUCUGGAUCAAGAUGGCCUCCUGCUGGGUCUGCCUCAUCCUUUACAUAUGGACCCUCAUUGCUCCUAUGGUCUGCCCGAAGCGUUUUGAGGCCUAGGACACACAUCAGUGCGCUGGGAUCAGGUUACUCUGAUUCUUGGGAUGUGGGCAGGCAGAAGCUCUCACUCUGAACCAAGGGACCACCACAGCCCCCCAUUACAUUAAAAUACAACCCUACACUACCCUCAGCAUUUGAAAUGGAGGAUUAUCUGUUGCCUUUUGUUUUAUAUGCUAGCGUUUAUUUUACGUUGUUUGACAAUGUUAAGUUGUUAAUACCUCGAUGGUAAUUUUUAAUUUUCUAUUCUUUACUACCACUGACUUCUGGAGUUUUGUAUCACUUAGAGGUUUGAAAUUACAUAGAGAGUAAUUGGAGGAGUUACUCUGGGAAACACGAGAAGCAUCCAGACCCUAUGGAUUCCCUGGUAAUUUCAAACUUGAAAGUGCAUUUUGUAAAUGUUUCCUGUGUGUGUCAGUUUUUAUUGGAUUCUUGCUUUUACUGUCAGCCAGACAUUUCAGUUCUGUACAGUUAUACCAUAAAGUUGUAGCAAAGUUUUGGGACAAAUUUAUUUCAAGUUAAGAGAUGUUAUGAGAGAAACUGUAUUUAUUCAUGUGUGGCUUAAUUAAUCAAAGAAAGAAAGUGGUGUACAUUGAAUUAGAUUUGGCCCUGACUCUGUUUAAAAACUCAUCUCUCAGGCUCAUGUGUAAGCUGUAUAUGUUCAUGCUUUGUUAUAUUUCCCUCUUUUGUAGACGUUUUCUAUGCAACGGAACAAACUCUUUUCAAUAUUAGAUACCCAGUGUUGUGAAGUUUCCACUUAGAUCACAAGGAUGUUUCAGAUUUUAUUAAUGUCAGUGCUCCCUUUGAGCCAAAUCUUUUCUUAGGAAAAUCCAUGUCAUAUGUACAACAUUUCCAGUCAUCGUCAUCGUUGUACAGGGCAGUGCUCUUCCAAUGAACCUGCCUUACUUAAGAGUGUCGUUAGUGGAGUGCCGCCUCUCUGGAAGAGCUGCAGUGACACAGAUGAGGAAUGUUUGCCAAAGGUAGAUGUCAGAAAACAAACUAUCAGAUUGUUUGGUCUGUUACAAAAAAAAGUAACUGAGAACAUAAUGUAUUUGCAUGCACACACAGACACUUAAGCUGUUUAGCUGUUUUCUGUACUGUCAUAAAGGCUUUUUGCCUUGUCUUUGUUACAUGUGUCAGCUCAUAAUGGUGGUCAGAAUAAGGUAGCAUGAAUGCUUUUAUUAGUGCAUUAUUCAACACUGGAUGUUGACUUUACUGCCGAAUUAAAAUUCAGACAAAGACACCUUCACCUGUUUGUUGCCUGUGUAACAUUUUUUUUUUUGUAUUGUAUGAAAAUAGAAUAUAUUGCACAUUGUCAUCUGCAAUGUGCAAUAUAUUUUGUUUCUCACUCAUCAUCAAUAAACCAAUAUGUUCUUUUGUCUAAUUGUAUUCCUAACAUAUGUACAUUUUGGCUAACGUUCUGUGAUCUGUGGAAAUUUUGAUUUGAAUUAUGCUUUGUAUAUCUCAGUCCUUCAUGUGACCUAUCUUUUUUUUGGGAUCUGCAUUUGAACUAUGGAUAUGAAUGUAGAAAUUAAAUGGUGCUCAGCCGCUUUGAUAUCAGAUAAUUAAAAUUAAAACCACACAGCAGGACCCACUGUGAAGGCUGUAUAAACCCAUAAUCUGCAGAAACAUUAUUUGACCAAGUUGUAUGUUUCAAAUACAGAGAUGUGGAUGCUGUGCAGUUCACAUUGUUCACACUCUUUCAUUAAACCAUCAAUUAAAUGCCA